AGCGAAGAUAUGUGCUUAGGUAUAUGGGUCCAUUACGGUAGAGUAGAUAUGCGUAGUGGUAGCUGUGUCAUUACGGUAGUUUAGAUAUGCGCUCUGCGCCUUUAAAAGCUAACUGCGCCCAGGUCCCACGGUCCACUGGCCACGCCGGGGUCUAUCCACUCCUGACUGAGUCUUACCAACGCCACUGUGUCCAGUAAGACGUGUUGGCAGCAGGAGCAGCCUUCUUCGCACGGAUGUAUAAGCGCGACAUUGUAAGUAACCAACUGUUUUUGUGAUAAAGUUGCCCAAGGGGAAAGUUCUCAAUGAAGGGGUUCCGCGCCCAGCGCCAUGAUUUAAGUUUUAAAAGGGGUCGUUGGAUCUUUUCGUUAUAGCCAGACAGCGCACCGCAUCACAGUUUGGAACCACUUAAACUGAGUAACGAAGAACGUGUUGGUUACUCACUAAUGCGACGAAAAGUCGAAUUCGGCUCAGAAGAGGAAUAUCAACUUUUGACCAAAGACCCUUGGUACAUUCAGUGCCCCAUGGACACUGCUCCGCUUCGGGACCUCAAGACGAGACGCGGUGUAACUUUCUGAUGCUGGUACCGGUCUCUAGUCUGUGAUCCUACCAGGCUUUUGUUCAUUCUUCUACUUUGUCAAAACGCCAACGGCGAACAACUUUUCAAAAUGGAUAAAUACGAGGAUUUGGGUUUGGAGGCAAGUAAGUUUAUAGAGGAUCUGAACAUGUAUGAAGCGUCUAGAGACGGGUUGUUUCGGACGAGGAGAGAUGCGGGGAACAAUCCCGACUUCGAAGAAACCAGGAAAGUGUUUGCCUCGAAAAUGACAAAGAUCCACAUGCAGAAGCAACAAGAGGAGCAGGCAAAAAACACCCUGGCGAUACGAAUGAACGGGGGUCCCGGUAGCGCGUACUACACCAAAGACAGGCCGCCCAUCAAUAGCUCCCGACAGGCGUCCGAAGCCGCGGCCAAACCCCCCAUGCUCUCCGGCCCGGUAGCGCCCGUAGGCGGGAAUCAGUACGCGCAACAUGACGGGCAGAAACCGCAUCCAGUCCUCCAGCCAGAAGUUUCACAGGGCAGGGCACAUGGCUACGGAAACAAUUACGAUAAUAAGGAGCGUUUUGAGCCCCAUUACCAACACCACACCCCAGCUCCUUCCAAUUCAGGAAACGCGCCCAACAGCACGCCCACACUUGGGCACCCAGUCAGCCCAUCGGGUGCUUGGGGAAGUUUAAGUGGGAGCCAGUCAUUCCCAUCCCCUCCUGGUUCAAUCUCUGAGAGCAGUGUGUAUCCUCAGCAACCCAAACACAAGUCUCCGUCCCACUCCCCUCACAGCCACCUCUAUCCCGGCAUCCCGGGGGCUCCAAAGGCCCCAGCCCCUCCAGAGAGGCAGAGUCCCAACUCCACCUUACGGCUCGGAGAACCUCCCAGCUCGGGCAAACCGGACCUCAUCCCUGGCCUGCCACUCUGUGCCUUCACGGGCGGAGCUAGCUUCCAGCUUCAGCAGCCCUCCGCCCAGCCCCUGCCUGUAACACCACCCACCACAGCCUACUACCCUUCACCCCCGUCCACCCUCCGGACCUCCGCAAGCCAGGGGAACUCCUAUCACAACGGGCCCCCCGCUCAGAACCACGGCCUGGCUGCUGGGAUGGCCGUGGGCACCCUGCUGGGACCCCGGUCUGGAUCCCCACAGCUCAAAGCCCACGUGACCCCGACCCCAGGACUGGCCCCCAAACACCAGGCUGAGGGGGACCCCCGAGGGUCCCCCCUCUCCCGAGGGUCCCCCCUGGGACAGGUGGCCCUCGCUGAGGCCCAAGGUCGCGGUCCCCCCGUGGAAGAGGCUGCUGCUGCUGCGGUGGUUCUGCCCGGCCAGGCGGUUGCUGCCCUGGCGCCCGACACGGGGCCUUCUGCCGCUGAAGCCAAGGCAGACGUCGCCACACAACACCUGGAGACGGAGGCCAAGCCAAAGACGGACUACUUUGGGGUGUGUGUGAAGUGUAACCAGGCCGUGCACGGAGCCAACCAGGCCUGCCAGGCCAUGGGAAACCUCUACCACGACCGCUGCUUCUGCUGCAGCGCCUGCAGUCGCAGGCUGCGCGGGAAGGCCUUCUACUUCGUAGGGGGGAAGGUGUUCUGUGAGGAGGACUUCCUGUUCUCAGGUUUCCAGCAGUCUGCUGACAAAUGCAACGCGUGUGGACAUUUGAUCAUGGAUAUGAUCCUGCAGGCCUUGGGGAAGUCCUACCACCCCGGCUGCUUCCGCUGUGCCAUCUGCAACGAGAGUCUGGACGGGGUCCCCUUCACGGUGGACGCCGGGAGCCGGAUCUACUGCGUCAAAGACUACCACAGAGUCUUGGCCCCAAAAUGUGCAUCCUGUAGCCAGCCCAUCCUUCCCUCAGAGGGGUCAGAUGAAACCGUCCGAGUGGUGUCCAUGGACCGGGACUACCAUGUGGAGUGCUAUCACUGUGAGGACUGUAAGAUGGAGCUGAACGAUGAAGAAGGCCAUCGCUGCUACCCCCUUAACGGCCACCUGCUGUGUCACUCCUGCCACCUGAAGCACAUCGAGCCGGGCAGCUCGUCGCCCAUCGCCGCCUCCUACCAGCUCUAGUUUUGGGUUGAGGGAGCCCCCUGGUGGAUAUAUGAAGGAACUGCCAAAGAAAUAGAAGAAGCAAAAAAAAAGUGGACAUUCAAUACAUUUCUAUGAGAUUGAUUUCGUGUCUUUUGUUUGUCUCUGUAAGUAGGCAAUCAUCGCAGUGUGAUCCUGGUUUAGGUCUAGUUGUCCUGAAUAUUAUUCAUCUGAACCAUUAUGUGGUUUGGGCACUAAUUUAAAUUGGGCCCACAUCGCUAAAUAUUUUAAAAUUAGCAUAAUUAUGAAGAAACUUCCAUGGAAAUUGCUGAUAUGUUUUGAAAUUGUUAUUUCGAAGUAGUCUUUAUAUUUCAACUAGGGCUAUAAGGACACAGACUAUAUAAAUAUACUGUACCCAGUAGAAUAAUAUAGCUUGCCCGAAAAAUUACUAUUUUCAACGUUUUUUUUUCUGUAUAACCAUGCAUUGACUCAAAUAACCUAUAUUUAUCUGAUUUACUCUUGAAGUGAAGUUAUUUUCAAUAAUCCAAUAAAUUAUUUACAAAAAUGA
Gadus morhua (Atlantic cod) is the source of this 3126-nucleotide messenger RNA. RefSeq names its product LIM domains containing 1a (gene limd1a). Gene Ontology annotation, biological process: response to hypoxia; negative regulation of hippo signaling; cytoskeleton organization. NCBI's taxonomy places the organism in Eukaryota, Metazoa, Chordata, Actinopteri, Gadiformes, Gadidae. The transcript is spliced from 9 exons. Gene Ontology annotation, cellular component: transcription regulator complex; nucleus; P-body. The record is from RefSeq and is a predicted model, not a curated record. Gene Ontology annotation, molecular function: transcription corepressor activity. Bases 666 to 2600 code for a protein of 644 amino acids.